UUCUUUAUGACAUGCGUGACUUCUUUAUGACUGGAAUGUUUGUUUGGAAUUUGCCCAGUGUUUCACUAACUGGCUGCAUUCGUUCUUUCAUUACGGCAGAACAUCACCCAGAUUUUAUUUUUUUGCAGUAAACAGGCUGGAGUUGGGUUCCCACUCCUUUAUUAACUUUAAACUCAAGGACCUUUCAAGGACAUUCCAGGUCCAAUACCCUCAAGGACUUACUGUGGAGACACAUUAAGUGAGAGCAAGGUGUUAUCUUUCACCAUAGCCACCAGAUCCAGUCUGUAUCCAGAUCAGAGGGUCACUGCAGUCACCCGGAUCCAGACCAGAUGGUGGAUCAGCACCUAGAAAGGAUGUCUACAGCCCUGAAAGGCAGCAGAGACCAGGACAACUAGAGCCCCAGACACAGUUCUCCUGUAAAGACCUUGUCUCGGACGACCACCGGGACAAGACCACGGGAAAAAGAUGAUUCUUCUGCACAAUCUGACUUUGCUGCAACCUGUAGGUGUCCAGUAAGACACUGCGGAGCCUUCAAUCCAAAACAUCAGAAGGAGGAAGUUUGGAGGUCAUCACCGCUGUGUUCGUGCUUUUUAUAAUGGCCAAACAUCACCCAGAUUUGAUUUUUUGCAGGAAACAGGCUGGAGUUGCCACUGGUAGACUAUGUGAAAAAUGUGAUGGCAGAUGCGUUAUCUGUGACUCUUUUGUCAGGCCUUGUACACUAGUUCGUAUUUGUGACGAGUGCAACUAUGGGUCUUACCAAGGGCGCUGUGUCAUUUGUGGAGGUCCUGGAGUAUCUAACGCAUACUACUGCAAGGAGUGCACCAUCCUGGAGAAAGAUAGGGAUGGCUGCCCCAAGAUUGUAAACCUCGGCAGCUCCAAGACUGACCUUUUCUAUGAGAGAAAAAAAUAUGGCUUCAAGAAGAGGUGAAGAAACAAAGGGAUUUUCUUUGUCACAGUUGUUCCAUGCAAGAGUUUUCCGUUUUGUUAUCACGUUGUUCCAAUCAAUUUUUUAAUGCUGUGAUGUUGAUUAUGCUGCUUUGUUUGAUUUUGAUACUCAUAAUACUGCUUACUUAUAACCUGCAGGCUAGUAUUCACCUAGCUAUUGACAACCUUUAAUUUUUUUCAUUGUUAGAUGAUUAGAUACUUGUAAGAAUUAAUAUUUUAAUUCUAGCAACCUUUGGACUUAGCAGCUGGAAAUUUUAUAGAGAUAUCAAGAUGAGAGCCCUGGGCUUAUUUAUAAUUAAAAUUUCAGCAUUAUGAAUCAAGAUGUUCUGGGUAUAAUUUUUUGGCUACACAAACUAUAUCCAAUGUUUAAUUCAAUGUAGCUCUUGUGGCUUCCCUCAGGAACACAAUGUCACAGAAAAGACAUUCCAAAUAUAGAUUUUACUAGAAUAAACACAAUCUUCUUAUUGUCUUUCCUUAAACACAUUAUUGUAUCAGCAAAAUCCAAUAUUUAUCAAUCCUCAAAUUCAUAUGUAUCAACAUAAACCAGCUCCAACAUUGCAUGAAACUGCAUUUGCAACGAUUUGCUUUUAAAUGUGUGCAUUUGCCCGUAUAAGUAAAGGAAUCUGUGAUAUGUGAUUUGAGAUUGUAUAGGUUUGCUAGGCAUAUGCUGGUCAAAACCUUUUGGGAAUUGUAUUUCGAUAAAUAUAAGGUAAUCUUAAAUGGAGUAUAAUCGCUUCUGAAGAGAACCACCAUGAAUGGCAGCAUUAUUUUUCAGCCUGGAGUUUAUUUGGUUCAGUUAAGUAUAUCUGCAUAUCACACUGCCUUCUUUAGCCCCGCCCUCUUUGUGUUAUGCAACUUUUUUUUUUUUUUUUGCAUCUGUCUGUUACACAAUGCUCCUCUUUCAUCUGAAAUUUGAGAUUCAAUUAGUCAUAAUUCUCUGAGGCAUCA
This is a messenger RNA of Carassius gibelio (silver crucian carp), 1893 nucleotides long. RefSeq names its product PHD finger protein 5A (gene phf5a). Gene Ontology annotation, cellular component: catalytic step 2 spliceosome; precatalytic spliceosome; U2 snRNP. Gene Ontology annotation, biological process: mRNA splicing, via spliceosome. The record is from RefSeq and is a predicted model, not a curated record. The transcript is spliced from 7 exons. The coding region runs from base 596 to 928 and encodes 110 amino acids. Lineage: Eukaryota; Metazoa; Chordata; Actinopteri; Cypriniformes; Cyprinidae.